CAACUAAUAAACUAAGAAAACGUCGAUGGUAAGAUUGGUAAGUUUCAGAAGUUUUCGCAAUUUCACAAAAAUAUCACUUUAGUUUUAACUAAGUAAUUUGCUCAGAUGCGAAGGAUCAAAAGUUCUUAAGUAGAUUGGUAGGUAGAUAUGAUGGAACGAUUGAUUUUUUUAGCUACAUUUUUGUAGUAUUCGUAAUUCCUAUCAACUGCGAUUCUGCGGGCAUUAAGGUACAAAUUAUUACCUAGCGGCAGCGGCUGGUUACAGUACCAAUCUUAAUUAAAUACGACUUCAAUAAUAUUCUUCUUUUGGACGUUCUUAAGUAGGUACCUCUAUUUCAAUUUCAUUCAUUCAACAUUCAACAAUAUCAAAUAUUCCUGUUAAUCGUGUUCAGUUGAUUAUUCAAUUUAAUUGAAUAUGGUACCUAUCUAAUUAUUGGUAAUAAUUUGACUAAGUAAUACCAAUGAUCCUGAUUGUCCUGAUUCCUGAAUGUGUAUUCCUGUCCAGUCCCUGCACCAGCUAGCUCAAGCUGAGACGUUGAGUCAGCACAGUCACUUGUACACUUGUCAGUUGUCAACAGAAACACAAAGAAAAGGCCAAAGGACAAAGGACAAAGGUCGAAAAAGGUGCUAACGAGUAACGACGGUGUCAAGUUGUCAAGUCAGCAUUUUUCUGUGUUCAAGUUCUACGCCAGGCCGGCGAUGUCAUAGUAGCAGUCAUUCCCCCUCUCUAAAAGCUUAUCAUUUCUCACCGAGCAAAUAACAUGAAGCGGUGUUUUCUUCGUUGCUUUAUUUUCGUAAUUUGCUAUAGUUGGUCAACUGUGAAUUCAAUUGAAUUUCAAUUACAGAAUACAGAUAAAGUUCUCAUUUUGUUAAUCAAGCCGUUAAGAAACGAAGCAUGUCCUCCGAUGAAGUAGAGAAGGCGAAGUUAGCUUCACCUGCCGGCGGUGAUACGAUUUUUGGAAAAAUAUUGCGUAAAGAGAUUCCAUGCAACUUCAUUUAUGAAGACGAUCAGUGUGUAGCUUUCCACGAUAUAAGUCCUCAAGCUCCAACGCACGUACUUGUGAUUCCUCGUAAACCUAUCAAGUGGUUAUCAGACGUACAAGAAGGUGACGAACAACUUCUCGGCCAUCUUUUGGUAGUUGCUAACAAAGUAGCGAAAGAUUUAGGAUUGGAAAAAGGUUAUAGAAUUGUGAUAAAUAAUGGUGAACACGGAGCUCAGUCGGUUUAUCAUUUACAUGUUCAUAUUUUGGGUGGAAGACAACUGAAAUGGCCUCCUGGUUAAGUUAAUUUGUACUGUUUUAAUUAAUUAAUUUCAUGUAUACCUAUUAUUAGACAAAAAUUACAACUUUUGUCUCAGCA
Messenger RNA from Planococcus citri (citrus mealybug), 1358 nucleotides. Its product is annotated as adenosine 5'-monophosphoramidase HINT1-like. NCBI's taxonomy places the organism in Eukaryota, Metazoa, Arthropoda, Insecta, Hemiptera, Pseudococcidae. The transcript has 4 exons. Bases 895 to 1281 code for a protein of 128 amino acids. Gene Ontology annotation, cellular component: nucleus; cytoplasm. Gene Ontology annotation, molecular function: hydrolase activity. Gene Ontology annotation, biological process: purine ribonucleotide catabolic process. The record is from RefSeq and is a predicted model, not a curated record.